AUUUAAACAAAUUCCAUUGUUUUCUGUUUGUGUUUCAGGGACCACGCAUCCCUCAGCUGCACCUUUCGGACACCCUCCACAUCACCCUAGCAAUUUUCUUACCCCAGCACCCCACUUAGAGCCCUUCAACAGACCGUCUUCAUUUGGAAGUCUGGCCUCAUUAAGCACUGCAGCCUUUGGUGGGCUGGGAAACCCAGCAUUCGCACCCAACUCUGUAUUUGGCCACAAAGAUGCACACAGUGCACAACAGCACUUCAGCGGACCCCACGAGCCAUGGAACAGACUCCACCGGACUCCGCCGUCCUUCCCCACCCCACCUCCCUGGCUCAAACCUGGAGACCCUGAACGCAGCGCGUCGGUCAGCUCCCACGAGAGAGAACGAGAACGAGAAAGGGACAGAGAGAGAGAACGAGACCUGGACAAGAGGGAUUCAUCAGUCAACAAGGAUGAUAAAGAGCGGGAACCUGCGGAAAAGCGGCACCAGAAUCACCCAUCCCCGAUUCCUGUUAACCCCCUCACUCUGAUGAGUCACACCCGGUCGUCUGAGCCCUCCCGGAACCACAUCCCUUCUAGUGAGUCUCGGGACAAGGACAAGCCCAAAGAUCGCGAGAGAGAACGAGAGCACUCGGACUGGAAAGACUCCAAUACGGAUGAGCACAAGGUGAAGGAGAAUCACCACAGUGACAAGGACACUCCCGUCAUCCAUGAUGGCCGGGUUUCUGAAGACAAGUUGGCUAAUCGGGUUACAGCAUCACCCUACAUGCGGCCAGGUGGCAUAGAUCGGGUGAACGGAGGGCUGACUCGAGAUGUUCUGGAGAAGAAGGCCGAUAUCACCUAUGAGAAGAAAAACAGUGAGAUAAAGGUGAAAGAAGAGAGGAAAGAGGAGCAGGAUGGUCCCACGGAAAGAUCCCCGGAACAAAGAUCCACACCGCAAGCACCUCCUCCUCCUCCUCCUCCUCCUCCUCCUCCUCCUCCUGCUGUUCUCCACCCUCCGUCUUCAAUGCCGGUACCCAUGGGCAUGGCCAGUAUGCAUCCCAUAAACAGUAUCAGUAGUCUGGAGAGGACUCGUAUGGUGCCCCCCUUCAUGGGUAUCAGUCCCAUCCCAGGGGCAGAGAGGUUCCCCUAUCCCGCCUUUCACUGGGAUCCCAUGAGGGACCCUUACCGGGGACUUGAUAUCCACCGGAGGGAUCCGUUAGCUCGGGAUCUGCUACUGCGGAAUGACCCUCUGCACCGUUUAGCAGCACCGCGGCUUUACGAAGCAGAACGCUCGUACCGGGACCGUGAGCCUCAUGACUUUAACCGAGACCACCCUCACGGGCUGGCCUUGGAACAGCGGCGGGAACAUGAGCGGGCGCACCUAGAGGAGCGGGAACGUCUGCAUUUGCUCCGAGAAGACUACGAGCAGGGGCGUCUGCACCCGAUGCAUCACCCCGCUUUAGAUGGACACCUCCCUCACCCGGGUCUCAUGGCCCCUGGAUUUCCCAGCAUGCACUUCCCCCGUGUUAGCCCCUCCUCUGCCGUGGCUGCCCAGAAUGGAAUCCUCAACAAAACCCCUCCCACUGCAUCACUCAGUGCCCCGCCCCCUCUUAUCCCAACCCUGGGAGCACGUUCCACGUCUCCCAGACGGACUACCCCACUCGGCACUGACAUUAGAGACAGACCCCCCUCACACACACACAAAGACAUCGAGGCGCGGUGAGACCCCGAUGGACUGUAAUGGAACUCAAAAGCAAGCACUUGCGGCUAUAUCAUAUGUGUAUAGAUUGUGCAUUACUGAUUGUUUUAUUUGUGUUGAGUUUUGUUUUUGUACAAAAGACUGAGAUUUAUCAUGCUCUUUUAUCCUGUUCACUCCUGCGUUGAUGUGUAUUCUUAAGCAUGUACAGUACACUGAUCUCGAGCAAGUGGACAAGCGCUAGAUCUCCAACAUGGAAAGAUGAUCUUGGAAUGUACAGGUACCUCAAUACAUUGCAAAAAGGCAGAACUUGUAGAUAUGUGUAAAGUUGGUGUGUUUCUGUCCUUGAGGGAAAAAAAUUUAAGGUACAAAUAUGCAAAUGGGUGUUAUGAAAGCUUUACUUUGAAAUGCUGUAUAUAGUGGGCAGUGAUCAAAAGGAGAGCGAGCGCACAGGCUCUGGUUUUAGUUUAAUGCUGCAUAUUAAUGUUUUGGAAGGAUCAUAUUGUCCAAGAGACCACAUCCCUUCUUUCAACUAUGCAACUCUUGCGUGGGCUCUCUCUAUCUGUAUCAUUUUUCUCUCCUCUAGAGGACAAACAGUCUCUACUGAACCCUCUCUUUCUCCUGGUGGAGCAACAGUACAUGCUCACAUUACUCAGAUUGUGAUGGUUCCGAAGGGGAUUUUCUGCAAUGAGUUUUACUCACACAUCUGACACACAUGUUCCCUAACUUUUGAUCCAGAAACAUGCUUUUGUUCUUCAAGCUAUAAAGAUCUGUGUUGACAAUCCUUACAAAUACACCAAUGUUCGAAAUUCUCUGAGUUAAUUACCUCUAAAUCAAAAGUGUGGCAAUUUGCAAAAAUUACACCACAUCCCAUCAUGUCACGAGACAGAAAGCAGGACAAUUCUCUGUUGGUCUAGUUGUGUAUUAAAGUGAGUUGUAAGCUAUGACAGUUUGUUUUUAUUGAGCAGAGAUCUAUUUUAGUAGUCCAUGGGAGGGAUAGUUGUGCGCUUUUGAAUUCAGAUGUGCAGUGGGUUUUUUUUUUCCCUUUAAUUUUCCUCUACUUUUUUGUUUGUUUGUUUUAAAUCAAACAUUAAAAUGUCCACUGAAGCAGUAGUGGGUAGUCAAUACGUAUUGCAAAGAGAUUGUAAGAAACUUUUUUUGCUGUUUAUGUACGUAAAAAAUUAAGUCCUUUCUAGAUCAUGUACAAAAAAAAAGGGUGAGGCGACCGCAUGCUCCUCAGUUAAACUUGUGUUAUGUAAAUUGUGCCACGUUAUUAAAAAAUGUGAACUAAUCCUGU
Messenger RNA from Sinocyclocheilus rhinocerous, 2969 nucleotides. Its product is annotated as autism susceptibility gene 2 protein-like. The annotation marks the transcript as partial. The transcript has 4 exons. The record is from RefSeq and is a predicted model, not a curated record. Lineage: Eukaryota; Metazoa; Chordata; Actinopteri; Cypriniformes; Cyprinidae.